Molecule: messenger RNA, 2431 nt
Organism: Drosophila rhopaloa
Lineage: Eukaryota; Metazoa; Arthropoda; Insecta; Diptera; Drosophilidae
Product: esterase B1
Exons: 3
Coding region: 365-2062 (565 amino acids)
Source: RefSeq, a predicted model, not a curated record
AAUUUUCCUUAAUCCUUUUGUUUUUCAUUAAUUUGAAUGAAAUGUUAUGCAAGGAUACAACACUAAUAAACUCGAGUUUUUGAAUAAAUGGGGACUGGAAUUCUUCGAAAUUCAGGAAGUGUAUUAUUUGCACAUCCGUUGUCGUGCGCGAUUACGGAUAAGGAACGAAGUCUACGUAUAUGAAUUGUGCUGUCGGUAUCUCUGAUGAUUCCAGGUACUGCUGCCAAACAUCAGCGAUCAGUCGCUCAGCAAACUUCGAUCGAUCCAAAGACCCGACGAUCCAAUAGAUUUUCAAAUAAAAAAUAGAUAUAACUAUAACCACAUAAAAUUUAAACCACAUUCAUUUAAAAACCACUAUACAAUUAUGGAAGUGCAAGUGGGGUGGCCGAAGUUAUUUAAGAUGGGCGCCCAGUUGGUGGGCCACAAGGUUCAGCAGUACCGCCUGUCCACAGGGCACACCGUGACACUGGACACCAAGUUCGGGCAGGUUCGGGGACUCCAACGGAAGACGGUGUACGACGAGGAACCUUACUUCUCCUUCGAGGGCAUACCCUAUGCCAAGCCGCCGGUGGGUGAGCUCCGAUUCAGGGCUCCUCAGCCACCGGAACCCUGGCAGGGAGUGCUCAACUGCACCACUUGGCGAUCGAAGCCCAUGCAGAGGAACAUGCUCCUGGGGAUCGUGGAAGGCAGUGAGGAUUGUCUGCACCUAAAUGUUUAUGUGAAAACCCUGAAGUCGGAAAAGCCGCUGCCCGUAAUCGUGUGGAUAUAUGGAGGUGGUUUCCAGAAGGGCGAGGCCUCCAGGGAUGUUUACAGUCCGGAUUACUUUAUGAAGAAACAGGUGGUGUUCGUCUCUAUCAACUACAGGUUGGCAGCACUAGGAUUUCUCAGUCUUAAAGACCCAAACUUAAAUGUUCCCGGAAACGCUGGCCUCAAGGACCAAGUAAUGGCCCUCCGCUGGAUCAGCCAGAACAUCGCCCACUUCAACGGCGACCCCAACAACAUCACAUUGAUGGGUGAAAGUGCAGGGUCGGCUUCCGUCCAUGUGAUGAUGACCACCGAACAAACGCGGGGCCUCUUCCACAAGGCAAUCCUGCAAUCGGGAUGUGCCCUAAGCGAGUGGGUGGAAAGUCCAGAUCACAAUUGGGCCUUCCGGCUGGCGAAGAACUUGGGCUACAAGGGCGGCGAAAGGGAUGCGGAUGUACUAGGCUUUCUAAGCAAGGCAUCCGCUCGUCAGAUAGCAGCCAUAGAUCAGGACGUAAUCACCCAGGAUGAGAUUCGGAGCUUCCUGCUCUUCGCAUUCGGACCGGUGGUGGAGCCCUAUGAGACCGAGCAUUGCGUGGUGCCCAGGAGGCAUAAGGAUCUGUUAUCCGAGGCCUGGGGCAACGAUAUACCAGUUAUUAUGGGUGGAAAUUCCUUUGAGGGCUUGUUUUCCUACCAAUUGGUGAGGAGUGAUCCUUGGUGCCUGAAGAACUUCCACAACAUCCUGCCGAGGGAAGUUAAGCAGGUCAGUCUGGAGGAGCAGGAUCUACUGGUUCAACGACUCAAGAAACUCUACUUCAACAACGAGAUGCAGGAAUCGAUGGAGACUUUUGAGGCUCUAAAUAUUUUUUCCCACCGCCAAAUUUGGCACGACAUGCAUCGCCUGGUUCUCGCCCGUCAGACCUACGCCCCCGACACACCCACCUAUCUAUACCGCUUCGACUUCGACUCCCCGCACUUUAAUCAAUUCCGGGGAUUGGUCUGCGGCAACCGCAUCCGCGGAGUGGCCCAUGCGGACGAACUGUCGUAUCUCUUUUACAACAUAAUUGCCACAAAACUGGAGAAGUCGUCCAAGGAGUACAAGACCAUAGAGAGGAUGGUGGGCAUGUGGACAUCGUUUGCAUGCAGUGGCAAUCCAAACUGUCCGGAACUGGGAUCUGCCAAAUGGGAGCAAGUCCGGCUGUUGGAACACGACGUGGAAAGGUGCUUCAACAUCAGCUAUGAAUUGGAAAUGCGAGAAUUGCCGGAGGCCAAGUCCUUGGCCGUGUGGGACUCAUUCUAUUCCAGCGGGGCUCUCUUCUAGUCCUUAAAUUUUUUUUAUUUGUGUUUAUUCUGGAUAGUUCAUGUAUAGCUCUUACAAUAGUUUUUAAAUAGCAAUUUAUUCCUUAAGAAUGCUUACAAAAAUUUCUUUCUUUGCUACAUUUUUUAAAUGCCCGUUUCAUCCAUAAUAAUUGCAUUAUUUGAUACCAAAAUGUUAUUGUUUACGGCUAAAGUCUGUAUGUAUUCAAAAAAAACUAAAAUAAAGAAUGAAUGUAUUUAUGAAUUGUUUAUAGGUCAUUGUUAUUUUUCAUUACCGAAUCUAUUAAUAGAAAUAAGAGAUAAGAGAUUUGGACAUUAAUUGUAUUUAUUCUAUAAAUAAAAUGUUUUUGCUUAGUGCUUAUCUGGACAGAAA